AUGAAUUUGCAGGUCGCAGAGAUACCAGGAAAUGAGGUUGUUGACUCAGCCCAUGAGAGACAAGAGCCUCCUCUUCAUCUAGGAAACCAGUUGACACCACCGACCAAUAGGAGUUCGUCAGCUCGUGCCAGCAGGACAUCACCGACACUUCUGGACAAUUCUAACAGGACAUCACCAUCGUAUGCAAACAACACCAUUGUUUCAUCUUCACAUUCUACAGGAAGUGCUGCAAGCAGUCUACUCCCAAACAUUUUGGACAAGAUGCGAGACAUGGGCUUUCCUAGCGACCUCGUGGAAACAGCUUUGACCGAGGUUGAAUUAACAGAUAUCUCAGAGAUGGACGCGAACACUCUAGUUGAAAAAAUUGUUGAACUGCAGCAGAGAAGUGAGUCCGACUCAGUUCAUGGGGAGCAUGAUUGUCGCACAGACAUGCAGACCGAUGGAGACACUUCGUUUCUCAGUGAAGAAAUAAACCAAAUUCGUCGGCUGCGGGAGGAGAACGCCCGCCUGAAGGCCAGACGUCUGUGUCGCACGUGCAAAACCUCCAUGGUGGGCAUGAUCUUCCUGCCGUGUGGUCACGUGGUCAGCUGUAGCGAGUGCGGAGCCAAGACUCGCCACUGUACCCUCUGUAACGAACUUAUUCGCGCAACAGCUAAUGUGUUCCUCAGCUAAGCUAAUAAUCGCAGAUAUUAAUUUCAAGGUAAACAUGUGAACUAUGCAAAAAUACAUUUUAAAUUCCUCUGUCCUCCUCUGGACAUCUCUCUCUCUCUCUUUUAGACGCUGUGGUUGUUGUAACAUAAAAUGUCUUUAAGAUCUACUAAUAUUUGCAAUGGCGUCUGAUAUACAUUUUCUCCAUGUUUUCAAUUUAUCACUACUAAAUAUAUAUUUGAUAAGAUUUAUUUGAAACCCUGAUGACCUUGUAUUGAAUAUAUUCAUAGUAUGUGCAAUCCUCCCUCAAAGGCUGAAAGCUUCUAAUCUGUGAUAAGCUAAAUAGAAGUCGCUGCCCCUGCUGAUGUUUUCUUGUGCGCCUUCGAUGUAGAUACGCGUAAAUUUCAGAAGGUGCUUUGAAAUAAAUUGGAAUAUCUACCUUAUAACAAAUAUCUGCAUUUAUUAAUAUUUUUCAGAUGUUAUUUUGUAUCAAGUAUUUUAAUGCAUGCCCCUUGUUUACCUUGUUUCAAUUUCUGUCUUGUAUAAGAAUAAUUAGUCCUUAAAGCAAGGCUCUUUGUUUAUUUAUGUACAUAUAUAAUAUACUUGCAUAUAAAAUAAUACUUGUACGAUAUAGUAAGUCAUCAACUCGUGUACUUUUCAAUGUUUAUAAUGAUUAGUUCAUUAAUAUAAUAACACUACAGUUAUAGGAAUUGCAAAAAGGAAUAAAGCUAUUUUUUUACAAUA
Messenger RNA from Pomacea canaliculata, 1392 nucleotides. RefSeq names its product baculoviral IAP repeat-containing protein 7-A-like. Bases 1 to 672 code for a protein of 223 amino acids. Gene Ontology annotation, cellular component: cytoplasm; spindle microtubule; nucleus. The record is from RefSeq and is a predicted model, not a curated record. Gene Ontology annotation, biological process: regulation of cell cycle. The transcript is spliced from 3 exons. NCBI's taxonomy places the organism in Eukaryota, Metazoa, Mollusca, Gastropoda, Architaenioglossa, Ampullariidae.